Trypanosoma grayi is the source of this 357-nucleotide messenger RNA. RefSeq lists its product as hypothetical. NCBI's taxonomy places the organism in Eukaryota, Euglenozoa, Kinetoplastea, Trypanosomatida, Trypanosomatidae. The coding region runs from base 1 to 357 and encodes 118 amino acids. The transcript has a single exon. The record is from RefSeq and is a predicted model, not a curated record.
AUGCGCCGGAGCUUCAAGGUGAAGGGCGACGCCGCCCGCGUAGCGCUCGUGGAGUUUUUGGUCGACAAGCGCGUGCGGUUCCUAGAGUACCUGCGUGAGCUGCACCGAGACGAGGUGCUGUGGAUGGGCACCGUGCGGCUGACGCGGCAGGAUGUGGUGCGGAGCUUCCGCGGCGACGGCCGCGUAGAGCAGAGCUGCACAGAGUACCGCCUACCCUCAGGUGACCCAACCGAGGUUGGCGAGCCAUCACAUGCGGGAGAAGCAGGUGCUGCUGUAGCAGCAACAACAACAACAACANAGGUGACCCAACCGAGGUUGGCGAGCCAUCACAUGCGGGAGAAGCAGGUGCUGCUGUAG